GGGCGGUGCUGCCGCCGCAUUUAUUGCCCACUCUGCAACACAUCAGCUGACUGUUACCUGCGUUUGGGAGGGGAGGGCGCCAUCUUAAACAAAAAUGCUCUAUUGCAAUUUAUCUGCUACCAGUUAAAAAAAAGACGACAGGCUUGUGGAUUUGUAACGAUUCAGCAUCCGAAGUGCUGCUCUGAUGCGAUAUCUCGCUGCCAGGACUGCCUUCCCUUGGUCGUGGUUAUGGCGGCAGCCGCUGGCAAAAGCUACUGUUUCAAAGUCGUGCUGCUGGGGGAAGGCUGUGUGGGGAAAACCUCCCUGGUGUUGAGAUAUUGUGAGAAUAAAUUCAGUGACAAGCACAUCACCACGUUACAGGCAUCUUUUCUGACUAAGAAGUUGAAUAUCAGUGGGAAACGAGUGACUCUUGCGAUAUGGGACACAGCUGGACAAGAACGGUUCCAUGCAUUGGGCCCCAUUUACUAUCGAGAUUCUAAUGGUGCUAUAUUAGUCUAUGACAUCACUGAUGAAGACUCAUUUCAGAAGGUAAAGAACUGGGUGAAAGAGCUGCGGAAGAUGCUCGGUAGUGAGAUCUGUCUCUGUAUUGUAGGAAAUAAAACUGACCUGGAAAAGAAUCGUAAUGUGUUAGUUGAAGAAGCAGAGGCCUAUGCAGCAUCUGUAGGGGCAAAGCACUUCCACACCUCAGCCAAAGUGAACAAAGGCAUUGAGGAACUCUUUCUUGAUAUCUGCAAAAAGAUGCUUGAAGUUGCCCAGGCAGAAGAAGCAGCAAGAGAGAGUGAUCCCACUCGAACAGGGAGUGCAAGGCGGGGGAUACAGAUUAUUGAUGAUGAGGCAGAACCACUAAGCAGUGGAGGCUGCUGCUCUUAAACCAAAGCUUGCCACUAAGCAGAGAAUGAGACUGCAGAGAAUUGGGGUCACUGGACACUGAGACUCACUAACAAACAAUAGCAACAGAAUUAACCAACUGAUUGGAGGUGGCAGUUAAGAUGCUACAGGCAUCCAUGCUGAGCUGAUGGUGAAGGAAUAUCCAUUGCUUUCUCUUGCUGAAAAGCUGCAAUUAUUUAUAUACUUAUGAAAUACUGGCAGAGGGGAAAAAUUUCUUUUGCAGGACUUCAAAGGAAAAAGCAGUGGCUGUUUUGGGAACUGGAUCAAAUGAUAAAAGAAAAAUGAAGUGUAGCCUGCACGAGGUGGGGUUUUGUGAAGGUAUGGUUAUGUAUCUAGAGACUAGGUCAGAAGACUACAAUUUGUGUAGUAUAAUGUAAUAUUCCAACAGUGAGGAGCUUGAAUUUGAUAGAAUCCUUUAACUGAUUCCCUUCAGCAGGGGAUGCAGGUGGUACACCACAGGUGUUCUUGGUGAUUUGUGUAGCAUGUGGUGCUUCUCAAAUUAAUUAUGCUUAUCCAGCUUUUAUACAACCCACCCAAACACAAGCUGGUGAGAUGAGGUGCCUAGCACAAUGCAUGUUUUGUAAACAUGAUAGUUGCUACUUUUUUAGAUGACUAAUGGCAAAUCACCUGUGCACAUUUCAGAGCUUUUUUCAAUUGCACUAGUGGCACUUUAAUUUAUUGCACAUUCAAUUUGUGCAGCCUUUUGGACAGGGUUGGCUUGAGUUGGUGCCAUUGUUUUUGACUGUUGUGCUUGUAUUGAAAUAUCUUGCACUCUUAUAAAAGUUACACCAAUAACCACAUUAUAUUCAGUAUUGACUUUAUCUAACCAGUGUUAUAGAAAGUCUAUUUAGAUUUCUCUAUCUUCUAUAAUAUAGACAUCCAAAUAGCUGGCCUAUUCUCUAGUUAUGUUCAAAAUAGCCUAUAUUAUUUAAGGUUGGCAAAAAAAAAAUCUUGAUUUCAAUUAUUAGGCACUUUUCACAUUAUUGCAAAAAUACUUUGGACACUAGUGAUUCUUAUACCUUAAGAGUUAUAGCUAAGGCAUACAAGAUCAAAAUAAAUUUCCUGGACAGAGAAACCAAAGUUGUACUAAUACUUUCUAUAUUUGUUGAAUGUAUUUAUUGGCCCAACUCCUUCAGUAAUAAGGAGAUCUGUUCUCUGCUGAUAAUUAUCUUGAACUAUUUUUUUUGACCAUGUUUAUUUAAAAUGGAAAUCUAACUUGAAACCAUAGGCUUUCUUAAAUUCAAGGUUAUCAGGCUAAUGCUUUGUCUAGAUUUUCCCUGCAUUUUUGUCACAUUUAAAAUAAAGGACUAGCUUUUAAA
This is a messenger RNA of Pristis pectinata (smalltooth sawfish), 2207 nucleotides long. Its product is annotated as ras-related protein Rab-21-like. Gene Ontology annotation, molecular function: GTP binding; GTPase activity. NCBI's taxonomy places the organism in Eukaryota, Metazoa, Chordata, Chondrichthyes, Rhinopristiformes, Pristidae. Gene Ontology annotation, biological process: Rab protein signal transduction. The record is from RefSeq and is a predicted model, not a curated record. Bases 229 to 870 code for a protein of 213 amino acids. The transcript has 7 exons.